GUAGACAGUAGUGUAAAGCAGGCAACAGGGUAUUUCGUCGCAUAGGUGAUAGGUGUGAAACAUGCGGGAGGCCCAGAGUCUCCCGCUCGUCCCUGGACGGUCCAACUAACAUGGGACGCCCCGUCACAGCGUCUUCCUCGCUUUUUCCGCCUCUCCUUUUCCUUUCCUCUUUCCUCUUUCCUCUGCUUUGCAUCAAUUUCGCCUUCAAUUCAUCUCUCAUUUCUCCACCUAAACAUUGCCUCGCCGGAUCUUCCUUCUCUAAACCGAGCUCUCGCCUUAUGAUUCCUCUUUUUUCUCUAUCUCCCCUGCAAUGCCGAUAGUUGCGAGUUUUGCGGCUACAUUUUCCGGAUCCCUUGUUCAUUUCGCUGACAGAGGCUCCACGCUUCGAUUCGAUAGCCGUCUCAGUUGGCCUGCCAAUCCGGUCCGUUUCAACUGUCAUUUCCAGAAUGGCGUGCAUUUGCCUCAAUUUGCUCAUGGUCGUUCAAGCAUUGCAGUUAAACACUUAUCUAUCCGUGCAGCAUUGUUGGACGAGACGAUUUCACAUCAAAAUCUCGGGAAAAUGACUUCCGAAACAUUGGCUUUUGAUCUAGUUCAAGGAGCACUUGUAAAGUGGAGUAAUGUAUUGGAUAGAUCACCAGAUCCACCAACAGCAGUCUUUCUGCAUGGAAUUCUAGGCAGCAGAAAGAACUGGGGAACCUUUGCUAGAAGAUUGGCUAAAGAAUUUCCAGCAUGGCAGUUUCUUUUGGUAGAUUUGCGAUGUCAUGGUGAUUCAACCUUAACUACGAAGACAAGCCCUCACACUGUUUCUGCUACUGCUCUUGAUGUAUUGAAGCUGGUCCGACAGUUGAAAAUAACACCUCGAGUUCUAGUUGGGCACAGCUUUGGAGGAAAAGUUGUCUUGAGUAUGGUACAACAGGCUGCUAAACCUCUUGCACGGCCAGUGAGAGUUUGGGUUCUGGAUGCCACUCCUGGAAUAGUUCGACCUGGUGGAGGUGGAGAGGACCAUCCUGAACAAUUAAUAUCUUUCCUAAGUACACUGGGAAAUGAGGUAUCCUCGAAGCAGGAUGUCGUGAAUGCUCUUGUUCAACAUGGAUUUUCUAAGGAUGUAGCACAGUGGGUCGUUACAAACCUUCGACCUAUUGGGCCUCGUGGUUCAUCAUCGUCUGGCUUUUCAUGGGCGUUUGAUCUCAAGGGCAUUGCUGAAAUGUAUCAGUCCUAUGAAGAGACAAAUUUAUGGAAAAUUGUGGAAGAUGUUCCCCGUGGUGUGCAUAUCAAUUUCUUGAAAGCUGAAAGAAGUUUGCACCGUUGGGCACUUGAAGACAUUAGGAGAAUUCAUGCUGCAGAGGAACUGGCUGUUGAAGAGGGAGGUGGGGUUGAAAUGCACGUCCUUGAGGAUGCCGGCCAUUGGGUGCAUGCUGAUAAUCCAGAUGGCCUCUUUAGGAUCUUGUCAUCCUCUUUCAAAGGGAUUAGAACUUGAGGCGAGCAAGGCUUUCUUUCUUUCUUUCUUUUCUGAGACAAGAGCAAGACUUUUUUGACAUCAUACAUAUCAUAUGUAUUUGCAUAUCUCAUUUCUCAAUUCAUUUUAGGCAUUAUAGGAACUUGCAUCAACAUCAUUUUGUAUAUCAAUUGCACAUGACAGUUGUCUUAUGGUUUCAUUAUUGUAACCCCAAGCUUUAGCUUUACACGUUUGACUUGAGUUCUAACAUUUUUCUACAGUUUCUUUAACUAAUCUUCGGUGUAUUUGUAGAUGGAGUUAAUUGUA
Molecule: messenger RNA, 1762 nt
Organism: Benincasa hispida (wax gourd)
Lineage: Eukaryota; Viridiplantae; Streptophyta; Magnoliopsida; Cucurbitales; Cucurbitaceae
Product: alpha/beta-Hydrolases superfamily protein
Source: RefSeq, a predicted model, not a curated record